Messenger RNA from Owenia fusiformis, 1376 nucleotides. The record is from the annotation of a GenBank genome assembly. NCBI's taxonomy places the organism in Eukaryota, Metazoa, Annelida, Polychaeta, Sabellida, Oweniidae.
AGGCUCAUGAUGCAGAGAUAUCUGAGUUCAGAGAUGCUCUGGAGGAAACUCAACCAAACCUCGCUGCAGCUGCUGCCAACAAGCGGCAGAAAAUUCAAUCUGGUGCUGACAAUGUGCGUGUAGAGCUAGACACUCUCAACCAGCAGUACCUCACAGUGCUGGGCCAGACUAGGUCAAGGCUAAGAGAGAUUGCAGAGAGGUUAGCUAAAGGCGGCAUCAAUGUUCAGUUGAACCUUGGUGAGAUGCCAUCAUUCCGUACAUUCCACUCUGAGCUGAAUGAGGAAGACUACCACUGGAUAGACUUUGACACUAUUGACAACCAGCUCAGCAGUCCAACACAAAUCAAUGGUGCUACAUUUGAGAGCAAGGUUAUCUUGCAACCCUCUAGUGCUACUGAACAGCAGGAGCUUUCCAGACAGGUCCACAUAUCAAAGUCUGGUAAGCUACCUGAACAGGAGGAGAUUGUGCAGUUUAUGGACACUGAACAAGACCAGCCAUAUUCAGUGUCUAGUGUGCCUGUUACACGCUCUAAGAAGAUGGCAAAUGUAACAAGUGUAUCUGUGAUAACUAAGGAAAGCCCUGACAGGAAACCUAGUGGAAAAUUCAUAGAUCCUCGAACAGGAAAGAAAAUCUCAUUAUUUGAAGCUACAAGACUUGGUUUCAUUGAAGGAAAGCUAGUACGAGAGUUGCGCAGUAAAUCAGGCAUAAUAGAUCCAAGAACAGGCUCUGAACUGACCUUGUUGGAAGCCAUACAAAGAGACAUUUUUGAUCCUGUGAGUUGUACAUUUACAGAUCCUAGAAACAAACAGAAGUUCUCCCUACAAGAGGCAGUAGAUACUGGAAUGAUCAGUAGGGAAGGUGCUAACAGGCUAGAAUACAUCAGUAUAAGUACCUCUGCCACAUCUCAAUCACAGGCCUACUUUGGUGUCACUAGUAUGGACCGUGAAAUGUCUUUGACCCUCACAGAUGCUGUUGAUAAAGGACUCUAUGACCCUGUUAGUGGAAAGUUUAUGGAUCCAAUAUCCCGACAGGAAAUGACUAUAGAUGCUGCUAUUGAACGAGGUCUUCUAGCUGGAGAUAUACUGGAAAUUGUAGACCAAGGCCGUGAGACAAGGUUACAUCACAGUGACCUGGCUGAUAAGCUAGUAUCCGACUGUGGGGUCGUAGACCUGGGUGGCAGAGAAAUCAACAUAUUGGAUGCUAUCAAGGAUGGUAUACUUGACCCAGCCACUGGCCAGCUAAAUGAUUUGGAGAGUGGAUCUGCAAUGAGUCUCCAGGAUGCUGCAACAACUGGCCUUCUGGCCCCAGAGAAUGCAGAGAAACUCAUGCAGCUAACCAGCCCCAUGAUGACCACAACAACAGUCACCACUCAAUAG